Molecule: messenger RNA, 2139 nt
Organism: Pogona vitticeps (central bearded dragon)
Lineage: Eukaryota; Metazoa; Chordata; Lepidosauria; Squamata; Agamidae
Source: RefSeq, a predicted model, not a curated record
AGUACUGUAUAAUAGAAGGAAGAGGAUCGGCUCUAUGGCUGAGGGAGGGAUCCGCUCCUGAGGGUGGAUCCGGGUUGCCUGCCUUGCGUGUCUGCACGUACAUACGUUUCCUGCCUCACGAUGGCCGGAUCCUAACCUCCUAGCCCGGAUUCCAGAGAACAGGAGUUCCCAGGAGUUGAGUUCCUGUCUCAAAGCCUAAGACACCCAAGAUGGAGAGAGGAGAAGAAAUACGGAGGAGGAAUCCCCAGAAACCUGUGACAGAAGAAAUUCCAAAAAAUGAUAGCCCAAAAACGAGUCUUGUCGAUGACAAACUGGCCUCUGCUGCCCUUACUGUUGCCACAGCUGCCGUGGCUGCUGUUAAGACUGUCAUAGGGGUCCAUUCCUGCAUUUUCACCAGGCUGGCCACCCGUCGGAAAUUGCUACGGCGAGACCACGAGGAGGUGGACGAACUGGAGCAACUGGUGGAGAAUGCGUCCAUCGUCCGUCUCCGGGCGGUGGUGGAAUCCAGCAUAGAUUCCUUGAGGACCAUGUUGUGCUCUUGCCUCUUCCAGUCUCCGGCCGUCCUGGCCGGACUCAUAGAUGAGCUUUACAUCAUGGAGCGGGCUUUCUGGGUGCAACCUGGCCGCUCCGAAUGGUGGGAGAAGGUUGUCCUGCCUCACUGGGACGACCCGCUUUGGCAGGAGAAUUUCAGGAUGAGCCGGCGGACUUUUAUGGAGCUCUGCGACCAGCUGAGGCCCGUCCUAGAGCGGCAGACCACCAACAUGCGAGCCCCGAUUACUGUCGAGAAGCAACUGGGCAUCGCCAUCUGGAAGCUGGCCACCCCGGACAGCUACCGCUCCGUGGCGGAGUGUUUUGGGGUCGGCCGCUCCACCGUCUCGAGGAUCGUCAUGGAAGUUUGCCAGGCCCUCUACGACGUUUACCACCGCGUGGUUCACCUGACCCGUCCUCAGGCCGUGAUGGCAGGCUUUGCGGCCAAGGGCUUCCCUCACUGCAUCGGCGCCAUUGACGCCACCCAUAUCCCAAUCAUUGCCCCUGCUCACAGAGCGACCGAGUACAUCAACAGCAAAGGGUACUACUCCAUGGUCCUGCAGGCCCUGGUGGAUCAUGAGGGCAGGUUCACAGAUGUGUACGCUGGGCGGUCAGGGAAAGUCCACGAUGCCAGGAUCUUCCGUAGCUCCCCCGUCUUCCGCGCUAUGAAUCAAGGGACGUUUGGUCCCAAUACCACUAUGGACCUGGGGGGACAGCAGGUGAAACCCGUCAUCCUUGGCGACCUUGCAUACCCUCUCCUGCCGUGGCUGAUGACGCCUUACUGUGGCCACCUGGACACCCGCAAGCAGCUGUUCAACGACACCGUGGGCCGCUGCCGAGCGGUGGUGGACUAUGCUUUUGAGCGCCUCCGGGGCCGUUGGCGGUGCCUGCUGUCUCGCCUGGACGUGCGGGAGCGCUAUGCCCCCCGCGUCAUUGUGGCCUGCUGCAUAUUGCACAACAUCUGUGAAGCCAAAGGGGAGCCCCUCCAGGAAGGCUGGGAGGAGGUGGUCUGGUCUGUCUCUAGAUCCUACCAACAACCGGAGCGACAGCCAGUAUACGUAUCAAACUCUUACGCCAGGGAGAUCCGGGAUCUUCUUAGUGCAUACCUGGAGAAAAAAGAACGAGGAAGGCUGGAGUGAAUAUACUCUUCCCCUCACACCCAAAAAAGCUCCUUAGGGUCGGUCUGGGGAAGAGGAUAGCAUUUUUCUUUUCUUUCCCCUCUGCUUCCUGAGGCUUGGCUUUCCUUAAGACUACAGCUGACCUAGUUUGAAAGCAUUGGUGCUAUUUAUCACUUUCCUACCAAAAGUGAGGCAGUUUGAAAUUGCAAGUGACCGGUGCACAUGCCUGCUACAUUCAUGGGUAUGCUGUGGUUACUGCCUCUGCAGAAGACCUCCUGUUGCUCAGCCAGGCCUGGCUCCAUGAUUGAUGGGUCCUGUUGACAAAGUAUACUCUGAUGGGUCCCCUUUGAUAUCAGUAGGCCUAAACAGCCACAGUGAAUGGCAGCACCUGGAGGCUGGCUGUCACUAUUUCAGGUUCCCCUUGUUCCCUAAAGCUGCCUGGAUCCUGGGCAUAGUGGGAAGUACAACAUCACAGCUCCCAACUACAGCUAAC